GGAGGAGGAGGAGGAGGCGGUGGAGCCACGCGAACUCGUCGGCGAGCGUUCGACGAGCCAACGCCGCCGUUCCGAAGUGCGUCGCGAGGCGUGCUACGCUUGAAAUCGAAACGAGAAGACCACCUCGACCACGAGAAACACGCUCCUCGUCGUUCUCUCUCUCUCUCUCCGCACGCUCGGACCAGAAAGAGAGUUUGGCACGCGCGACCACCGAGAGAGAGAGAGAGAGAGAGAGAGAGAGAGAGAGAGAGAGAGAGAGAGAGAGAGAGAGAGAAAACAGAAAACAGAAAACAGAGGGAGACAGAGACGCCCCGUCGAGGGCGCGCGUUCGCACCUUCUUCUCUUCUUUAUUCUUCGUCUUCGUUGUCUCCGUCAUCCUCUUCGAGGAUCAAUCGAGGAUUCUUCCCUCUUACGCGAGUCGAGGCCCGUUCGAAGGACCCUCGAUUGACGGGGUCUUCGUGUACGUUUUCUCUAAAACCGAUAUCGAAACAUAGACGCAUAGAUAGAGAGAAAGAAAGAGAGAGAGAGAGAGAGAGAGAGAGAGAGAGAGAGAGAGAGAGAAAGAGAGAAAGAGAGAAAGAUAGAAAGACGUGUGACCAUUUGUAGUGCAGUGCCUCGUCCAUGUGAACACGAUGACAACCACUAUUAUUACUAUUAGUACUACUAUUGUUGCUACUAUUAGGAUGACGACAAAGACGACGACGUUUUGCUUGCUCACGCGGAAAGUCUGUGAUAGUCGAUGACAGCGACGCCAUUGCUCGGAUUAAACGGACACAGACGGCCGAGGAUCGUGUUCCGGGAAUCGUCUUGAUUGGAAGAUCCGCUUUAGUAAGGAUUAUGGAUCCGGAUGUGCGAGUUACCGGACGAGGAAACAGAUGACCGAAGGACCAAUAUUCGAGCCAACAUGCCAGUCGGAUGCCAGUGAAGAAGUGUCCUCUACCUGUAACUAAUUAAUAUGUUACUUAGCUAGUUGAAUUAGUAAGUGAUAUGUUUCAUCUAUAUCUUCGCGGUGACUGUGGAUGACACUGACGUGAUAGGAAUUUCUAUCAACUGAAACGGCGCGAGUGAAUUUCGUUUUUAUUUUUCAAUCCUCGUGUUUUCGGAGGGUGGAAAAAGGUAGAAACAAAAAGUUAAUAAGAAAGAAAUAAAAGAGAUAAUUACCAUUCGAUUUGCUCGCACCUCCGUCCUUUCUUCUUUUUUUUUCCUCUCUUCACGCGUAAAGAAAGACAAACGGAGUGUUAAUUUAUCUUAGAAUUCAUUCAGCGAGAAGUAUUCUUUCGCUUGCGGUUUAUUCUCUCGUGAUCUAUCGAUCUUUCGGGAGUGAAGUGAAACGGACGUUCUUCAAAAGAGGAAAACGAUCGGAAGUAGUAGAAAGGGAGCGAGUAGUAAACGGGCGAGUGCAGUGACUGACUUACAUCGGGAACGCCAACCUGCAAUCAAGGUUCAUGGUUUUCAUGGAGGAGAGCGAGCUCUCGAGCAAGCGGUGGGCUAGUGCGCCCCGCCGCCCGGACAGCCCCUGCGUCCUGGGGGCACCGACGUCUAGGGAGGCGGCGGGACCGCCGGUGCAGCUGGAACCAGUGGACCUGUCCGUGAAAACUCCCGUGGUGUUGCAGGUGCCUCGGUAUAAUCCAGCGGUGAUAAUUAGUGCCGCUGCAAGAAGAGUACCUUCACCAUCGACAACGCCUACACCACCGCCAGCAUCUCUUUACGUCUCUUCAACCGUGUCGCCAACGUUGCCAUCAUUGGGAGAAGCAGCAUGGGAAAGGGAACAGGAACGAGAUCGGGAAAGAGAGAGGACACGAGAGAGGGAACGCGAAAGAGGACGAGAUAGGACUGCCGAGAAUGAGAGGGAACGACAACAGGAACGGGAGAGUGCGAUCAGGGAGAGAGAAACGCGAGAUCGAGAGAGAGAACGAGAUCGCGAUCGUGAGAGACAAAGGGAAAGGGAAAGAGAAAGGGACGUAGCCGUUUGCGUUAUGGAACCACCCGACCCAGUAUUCGUAUCAUCCCCUGCAGCACUUCUCGCUUUGCAAAGGAUAAAGGAGGCAUCUCUUGUCUUUCACAAACGACCAACGCUGGCGAGUGGCAUCGGAUUGAGCGGUAGAGCCAAUGCCGGCGUGGGUGGAAACGGAGCUAGUUUAGGGGUCGACAGUGAGUGCGGCGACGCGUUGAAAAGGCGCAAGGUUCACAGAUGUGACGUAGCAGGCUGUGACAAGGUCUACACUAAAAGUUCCCACCUGAAGGCACACAAGAGAACUCACACCGGAGAAAAACCGUAUCAAUGCACAUGGGAAGGUUGCACGUGGAAGUUUGCACGUUCGGACGAGCUUACGAGACAUUAUCGCAAACACACCGGCCAAAAACCGUUCAAGUGCCAUCUCUGUCAGCGAUCGUUUUCUCGGAGCGAUCAUCUCUCUCUACAUAUGAAGAGGCACUGAUAAGCUAACGUCCGAACACGACAAAGAUAGAUAUUACGAGAAGAAGAAUAGAGAAAGGGAGAAAGAGAGAGAGAGAGAGAGAGAGAGAGAGAGAGAGAAAAGAGCGGUGGAUAGCGGAAAAAAGAAAAGGAUGCUGUUGAGCUCAAACUCAUCGAUGCAACCAUCGAAAAAAAAAGAAAAAGAAAAAAAAAUCAAUAUUUAAAGACUACGACGACGAAAACGACGAUUUUUACAUCGGGACCUGAAGAGCUUAGGCACUAAUUUAGGAUAGUCGUCUCGUUAUGAACGACAAAGCCUGGCCGAAUGAAACUAGAGAAGAAAGUUGAAGAAUUUUUAGAUUGUUCGUUUAGACUUAGAGCUUUUUCUAUAAUUUUUUUUUCCUUUUGGUUUUCUUUCCUUUCUUUUUUUUCUCAUUUUGUUUAUUUUUUCUUUUCGAUCUCUCUCUCUCUCUCUCUCUCUCUCUCUCUCUCUCUCUCUCUAUCUAUCUAUCUAUCUAUCUCUCUGUCUCUAUCGCCUUUCAACACGACGAUUAUCUCACGCGAUGAUUAUCAUACUUCUCGACAUACUUUUCUUUUUUUUUUUUUUCUUUUUCCCUUCCAACUCCGAUAUUAAAAAUAUUUUCCCAUUCGAUUUUUGUUUCUCUCGCCAAUCAAAUUCCUACAUAGUUACAUAUUGCACAUCGCUUUUUAAUUUUAUCCGUAUCAAUUCGGCCUUUUAUUUUUUCUUCUUUUCUAUUUUUUUCGUUCCUUUUCAAAAUCUCCUACGUUCUCGUUUCUCGAGACACUGUCGUCGUAAACUCACGACGAGUAGAACGAGUCAAAGUUAUGCUGAUAUUAAAUUAUAUUGACGUAGGUUAAAAAAAAAAAAAGAAAAGAAGAAGGAAAAAAAACAGAAAAUAGAAAAAGAUGAGAAAAGAGAAAAGCGAAAAUGAAAUGAAGUUGUUCGCAAUGUUUAAAGAGAAAAAUUUGCAAAAAAUAUCAUCGAUAGGCUAUUAACUAUAAUACAUAACAUCGAUCAUUAUGCACAAAGAAUUUCGCGUUUAGAAACGGACAAUCAUUUGCGUUUCGUUGAACGAAAGAUUAGAAGACAUUCUAAAAGGUCAGUAUUAUAAGUGCAUUAAGCAAUAUCGUCGUGGCAUUAAAUCAAUGCUUCUUCGUAUAUAUACAAUACAUAUAUACAUACACACACACACACACACACACACACACACACAUAUAUAUAUAUAUUUCUUUUUAGUCGUACGCUCUUCGAUCGUUCGAAAAGAUUUUUUUUUCUUUUUUUUUUUUAAACAACAAAGAGCAAGGACGACGUAGGCGUUAAUUCGUCGAACGAAUAAUUUUUAAUAGCCUCACGUCAAGGUGCCAAAUAUAUGUAUGUAUAUAUAUAUAUAUAUAUAUAUAUAUAUAUAUAUAUAAAGAAAAAAGGAAAAAAAAUGUACUAAAGAAUAAUAAUAAUGGUGCAAGGAUUUUAUACGUACGCGUUUAAAAUUGUUAAAAUUAAAUAAUCGAUUGUAAUAUAAGAUAAGAGACGCUCAUAUCAGAAUUUUGUAUGAUCACGAAAUAAUAUUUUAAAAUUUCGGACAGCAUUCUCAAAUGAUGAUAGUGAUCGAUAAUUUUGGAUAAAUGGUAACGGCAGCCUUGACGUUAAAGCCUAAUUAAGCAGCUUCGUUUAGCACGAGAGAGAUAAAACUCGAAUGGGGGGAUCAUUCGACUUUGCGCUUCUAACUUAUGGAACGCAAAUAUCACGGGACCUCGCAAAUCAGCACGCAUUUACUCGCAACUAUUUUGUGCUUAGAGAUAAAAGAUUUCGAUGAUAAGAGGAUGAAUAAGAUAGAUUGAAUAAAAAGAUUGGUAGAAAGAAAUUCGAUCUGAUUGCAAUUGUUACGUUGACGAAACGGAUUGAUUUCCUUUUUAUUUCGCUAAUACGCUAAUUACGUUCAAUACGUAAAUUCAAUAAUGAUAACGACGACGAGGACUAUGACGAGGACUAUGACGAAGACUAUGACGACGACGAUGAUAAUGACGAGUACGACGGUCGAUGGUAAAUUAACAUUGUUACGUGUUGUAUUCCGAUAGGUAAUAGUGCCUUCUAAGAUUAAGGAUGAGAACGCUGCGUUAGGCCUUAAGUAUUACUGCUAGUGCCUUAAGUCACGCGAAUCUUCGUGCUUGUACACCUUUCAUAAUCCGACCCUUCGAAUCCUCGCCCGAAGGAACGACGGGCAAAAUCUUCACAACUCGUAUGCGUUUAAACGUCUUCUCGAUACGAGAGUCGCAAAUCGUGCUCGAACUUUCACUCCUCGUGACUCGCUGUACCGUGGUGUCUACUAGUUCGUCGAUCGAUCUGUCGUCGAAACUCGAAAAAGUUAUUUUGUUUGCUAACUGUUCUGAUCUUAACGCUUUUCAAAAAAAGAAUUAAAAGAAAAAAAAAAAAAGAAAGAAAAAAGGAGAAAACAACAGUAAAAAGAA
Molecule: messenger RNA, 4903 nt
Organism: Vespa velutina
Lineage: Eukaryota; Metazoa; Arthropoda; Insecta; Hymenoptera; Vespidae
Product: Krueppel-like factor 6
Exons: 8
Coding region: 1446-2438 (330 amino acids)
Biological process (GO): regulation of transcription by RNA polymerase II
Molecular function (GO): DNA-binding transcription factor activity, RNA polymerase II-specific; RNA polymerase II cis-regulatory region sequence-specific DNA binding
Source: RefSeq, a predicted model, not a curated record